AUGUCUCACCAAGGAGCUGCACUUCAGAACUAUAAUAAUGAACUUGUUAAAUGCUUUGAAGAGCUUUGUAAGAGACGAGAAGAUUUACAGCGACAGAUUCAACAAGAUGAAACUGAACGCGCUAAACUUCAAAGGGAGAUAAAUGUUCUCAAUGAUAAGCUUACCAGAGUAAAUGAAUCGUUGGAGAAAAAACUAUCCACACGGAAUGAGUAUGACAGAACGAUCGCAGAGUCUGAGGCAGCUUAUAUGAAGUUCUCAGACUCUUUUAACUGUCCUAAAAAGGGAAGGUCAAAAUAUUGUCCAAAAGGCAACGGCGAAAAAUGUUCCGUUUUAG
Molecule: messenger RNA, 334 nt
Organism: Schistosoma intercalatum
Lineage: Eukaryota; Metazoa; Platyhelminthes; Trematoda; Strigeidida; Schistosomatidae
Source: the annotation of a GenBank genome assembly